Messenger RNA from Spizellomyces punctatus DAOM BR117, 1480 nucleotides. RefSeq lists its product as uncharacterized. The transcript is spliced from 8 exons. The coding region runs from base 32 to 1330 and encodes 432 amino acids. The record is from RefSeq and is a predicted model, not a curated record. NCBI's taxonomy places the organism in Eukaryota, Fungi, Chytridiomycota, Chytridiomycetes, Spizellomycetales, Spizellomycetaceae.
AACAAUUGGUUUUCCAUCGUCCAUUAACCUAAUGAAAGCAAUUACCAUCCGGUCUAUACUCAUUCUUCCGCUACUCUGUACGGCCAAUAAAGCUGCUUCUCCAUCUUCAUCCUCACUUGCCGAAACAUCUCACGCCAAUGCCUUCAUGGAUACCAUUCAGUGGAGUGCGGCUGCGUACAUACGAUUCACCGACACCAUAGCUGCCCGUUUUGCGGGCAAAUCAAAAGAAGUUUCACCUUUAUCAAAUUGGAGGGUAAAAAAGAGGGACAAGCGUGCUAGCGGACCAUCCCAGGAUGCCGUGGCACCAACUCAGAACCUUGAAGUGACAUCGAAAAUUCAUCUUCAUACACGUCAAGCGUCCUGUAAUUGGGGACAUAGUGUCGAUGCGACCCUCACCCCCGUGUACAACUGCACGAAUACGUUGCUGAGCCAAGCCCAAUUUGCAUCCAAGCAAUCCAAUACACUCUGCUCAAGCUGCGCGAGCACGGAUCUAGCAUGUCAACAGGACUGUUGCACUACGAUCACUACUGGAACUCACUGCGUCUGCCCUGUCGACACCCGCGGCCCUAACUGUGCCUCUGAUUGGAAUUACUUUCUCUGCACUCCUACAUUGAUGGAUCCUUCUCUGAACGCUUGCAAAUCAUGGGGCCUGCUGCCAGAUCAACAAACCGCAAUAAAUGAUUACAACAAUACGGAUGUUGCUUGUCCACGGUUCCCAGUGCAGGGUACCUUGAAUCUCAAGUUCACGGUGUCGUGCAGUCAGCAGAACCGGCUACGGGUGAAUUUAACGAGACAGACUCAUGGAGACGGUUCAGUAUCUUUUACUGACGGGGAGUUUCAGUAUGAUGUCGGAAAUCAAGACAUGUUUGCUUACUCGCACUACGACGCAGCAAACACACAGUUUCGACUCAAGUUCUUCAACUUUUUCCGUCUUUCCGAUCAGUCCCACGUCUAUUUCACCCCAAUGAGCAGCCCCCUAUCCUUUGUCGGAGAACAAUUUCUCAACUUUACAGUUGAUAUUGGCAAUCUUACAACAUCCAGCUAUAGUAGGACGAGAAAUGAAUUUAUUCCUGGAGGUCGACUGUACUUUGAAGGAGGAGUGUAUAAUCGCUUUUCCGUUGGUGGACUUGCCAGAACCACUAGGUACGCAAACUUCAUUGAUUUUUAUUCCCCGGUUCCCCAGUCUGGAAAUGCACCACCAUACACGGCCCAAAAGGAUUCUUUAUCUAUCGGGGCGAUUGUCGGAAUCGUCAUUGCCUGCGUCGUAGUGGCAAUAAGUGUGAUUAAUUGUUGCAUAAAAGAAAAACGACGCAGGAAGAAAGCCCGAUAGUUGUAGUUUAAGUGUUUGUUUAUAUGACUCUGGUACAACAAAAAUUCAGUGUGGACGUGCAAGUCCACCACAUCAAUCUUUUCCGCCCAAAUUCAACAUCAACAUCAUACAAUAAAUCGUUAAGGACAAUAUAUUUAUCAAUGAUCCAUA